UUCCUUUCUCUUCAUGACUUCCUGCUGCUAUAGCAGCUCCUACUCCUGUUUCUGCUUUAGUUCAUUCUUCUACUCUUGUUACUGCUGGUGUUUAUUUAUUAAUUCGUUUAGACCAAUAUUGGAUACUUAUAAUUGUGGUUGAUUUUUACUUUUAAUUGGUUGUAUAACUAUAUUUAUGGCUGGAUUGGGCGCUAAUUUUGAGUUUGAUUUAAAGAAGAUUAUUGCUCUUUCUACUUUAAGACAACUUGGUUUAAUAAUAAGAAUUUUGGCUAUAGGUUAUCCAAAGCUUGCAUUUUUUCAUUUAUUGGCUCAUGCUUUAUUUAAGGCAUUAUUAUUUAUAUGUGCAGGUUCAAUAAUUCAUAAUUUGAAGGAUUCGCAGGAUAUUCGUUUUAUAGGAUCAAUUGUUAAUUUCAUACCUUUAACUUCAGUUUGUUUUAAUGUUUCUAGUUUAUCUUUGUGUGGAAUACCUUUUUUAGCGGGAUUUUAUUCCAAGGAUUUAAUUCUUGAGAUGGUUUGUUAAGAUGAAUUAAUUGUUUAAUUUUUUUCUUUUAUUUUUUUUCUA
Messenger RNA from Schistocerca gregaria, 562 nucleotides. Its product is annotated as NADH-ubiquinone oxidoreductase chain 5-like. The record is from RefSeq and is a predicted model, not a curated record. NCBI's taxonomy places the organism in Eukaryota, Metazoa, Arthropoda, Insecta, Orthoptera, Acrididae. The transcript has a single exon. Gene Ontology annotation, molecular function: NADH dehydrogenase (ubiquinone) activity. The coding region runs from base 176 to 520 and encodes 114 amino acids. Gene Ontology annotation, biological process: electron transport coupled proton transport; ATP synthesis coupled electron transport.